GCGUCAUAUGGUGUCGCCAUAUUGGUCUCCUGCAAGUUCCUGUUUUGUAGAGUCGAAUGAAUGCAGUCUAAAUUCUAUUUCCUUCUUCGUUUUGUCUGUAACCCUUGGAUUAAACGCUCUCCCAAGUCUUGGAAGUUUAUGAUGGUGACUGAUAAACGUUAACUUCCAUUUCAAGCCAUUGUGGAUGCAGCAUCAAGCUGCAGUACUUGAUCCGGAAUGCCACCACCACCACCACCGCCUCCUCCCCCAGCCCCAGGUCCCCCUCCCCCACCUCCAGCAGGAUUUGGAGGAGGGAAGAAGGGAGGUGGAGCACUAGACCGCGGUGCAUUGCUCAGUCAAAUUCACGGAGGAGCUAAGCUAAAGAAGGCUGUCACAAAUGAUCGCAGUGCUCCUCAGCUUGGUGGAGGUGUCAAGUCUGGUGGUGGAGGCGGUGGAAAUGGUAGAGCUGGAGGUGGAGGUGGAGGUGCUAUGGGAGGAGGGGGAGGAAGUGGUGGAGCACCAUCCGGCUUAGGGGGACUGUUUGCUGGUGGAAUGCCAAAACUAAGGCCGGCAGGUCAAUCAAGAGGUGCCGGAGGCCCAGCUCUAAAGCCACCAGGUUCUUCUAAUGGACCCACUCGCAGCUCAGCCAGCUCCGUGGCUAAUGGUGGGCCUCCGCCACCGCCCCCAAGUUCUAACAAACCAGCACCUCCUGCACCACCACCCAGCUUCAACAAACCUUCAUCAGGACCACCUCCCCCUCCACCAGGUGCUCCUAAGCCCAAUUUCAGCAAGGCUGGCCCACGGACUGGCCCACCCCCGCCACCUCCCAGCAGCAAUAAACCACAAGAUGGUGGAGGGUCUCGCCCCACCAGUGGCAAUGCUUUCAGGGGUGGCUCCUCAGAUGCUCAGAGACCCAGCGUUGCCUCGCUGGCUGCGGGGUUAGCCACCAAGCAGCAACAUCCCCGAAGUUCACCACAGCAGUCUUCAGUGCCUAACGCUCCCCACGCUGGUGGUGGGGGCAUACCUCCUCCUUUGCCCACGGGAGCACCUCCUCCCCCGCCAAGCCGGCCGCCACCCAACAGCAACAGACCUAACAGCAUGGUGGGUCGACCUCUACCCCCUCCGCCACCUGCUAGCCACCUGGCUGACAGUAGCAACCUUUCAGUGGGUCCUGCAAGGCCGCCACCUCCUCCCCCCCCCAAUAGGGCUGCCGCUCCUCCACUUCCACCCACUAGGACGACGUCCAAUGCACCGCCGGUUGGUGGAACGAUUGGUCGGUCUGGCCCUCCCAGUAACAGGCCCCCACCUCCAGUGAGGCGAGAUGUCAACGGCAGUGGCACUGUAGGGCGGAGUCAAGGAGCACCGCCUCCAAGCCAACCUCCCAGUGUGCCACACAAUCGAUUGUCUGGAAGCUGGGGCUCUGGAGGUGAUGAUUUCGAGAAACGGUUUCGUUUUCAUCAAUCUAACGAGUUCCCCCCGCCUGAACCCUUUGCAAAUGUAAACAAGGUUUGUCCCAGCAAAAAUCCUAAACAUUCUGUACACCAGAGACCACCUCCACCACAACCCCCCAGGUAGAAGUCAAGUGAAGUCUAAAGAGACUGCUACGCUGCAAAUGAAUUUUGUUCUUUUUUUUGUUUUUUGGGUGAACUCGGGCCUAUACAUCUGCGGGGAGACUGCAAUACUAAAUCCAGGAGCUCUCCAGGCCCAGUUCUGGACUGUAUUUCUUUGCCAGGCAGAUCAUUUUUGUAUAGCACAUAUCCACUUGUACUAUCACUUUGAAUAAGGUACUGCAUGUUAAUACAGCUUCUACUCUGGAGUCCCUUGAAACUGAAUUCCCAAAUGUCGAGCUCAAAUGGUUUGCACAGUACUCUAUGCAUGUGAGGGAGUUUCUAAAGAUUUUUAUAAAAUUGUUAUCACCAGCCUCUAGCUGACUGGCACAUUUUUUCAAGGCUUUGUAAUGAUUUACAUGAGGAGAUGUGCUUAUUCAUGUGCUAUAAUGGAUAUGUAUUCUUAUGUCACCAAGACAUUUUCCCCACAUUCAUUCCACCAUUGACAAUAAAUGAAGUUCACUUGGCCAACUGAUCAUGGUAAAACAAAAUCAAGAUAACCAGCUGCAUUAGAUUUUUCUUUGUUUUCCCCUUAUUUUUCUCUUUGUGACAAAAUUUCCAUCUUUAUAGGUCUAACUCUCUCCUGCUUUGUUUUAUGAGUAGAUGUAUGACAAUGCUAUCUAAAAUCUAUACAUGCCAUGUAUGUUAUUUGGACUGCCAUUUGUUUAGCUAAUUUUAAUUGUUAAAGUCUCUCAAAAUAUGUUUACUUGAAGUACACAAUGUACAAGUACAUAUAUUCAUACUUCAGUUUUUUGCAGGUAUUGUUCAUGUUUGUGGCCUGACCUGUAAGCAUUUUGCAAGUUUCGUGCAUAUUAUUUUUUUAUGGUUAGAAGUUUGUAGAAUGUGUAGACUCAGUGAGCAUCUAAGUUGCUUUCUGUUGCAAAGUUGGGCUUCCAAGGAUUGUGGCAAAAUAAUUUUAUCUUUUGGUUUUCAGGUUUUCUUUUAAUGUUUCUUUAGGGACGCUUUUCUUCAAAUCUUAAAGUUAUUUUUAUCAACAUCAUAUUUCAUUUAUCUCAGAAGAAUUACUGACUCUGAGAAAAAGAAUGAAGUAUUUAGAGAUGUCUUUGUAAUGAUUUGUAUUAAUUUGAAGUUCAUUUGAAUUGUCAUGUAAGAUGCUUUCACCAGUUUGAGCCCAACGUGAUCUGAAUUUCCCCAUAGUCAAGGUAGUGUACCCAAUAUUUCAUGGGGUCCUCACAGCUUAAGAAGAUAUACGCUGUUCUGCUUCUUGCCAGAGGUUUGAAAGCCAUGCUUAAAUUUGAUAGACUCAGGUAUAUGUCUAAGGGCAACUGCUUUUACCCUUCUGUGCACUGAAUGCAUGGCACAACUUAUGGUGCUCAUGUAGAAGUCUGCCCAAAGCUGAAAUGCAAGUGCACAGUAUGAUCCAGUAUGCUCAAAGAGGAAGUGUUAUAGGAGCCUAAUCUGUUGGUGUAGUCUUACAUCUGCAUACAUUUGGCUGUGUGUAAAUGCAUACAGUUGGCUGUGUGUAAAUUGUUUAUGUGAGAUUCUUGGCUGCAUGGAUAUGGACAGAUAUUCGUUUUUUGUGCCUUUUUUCGUGGUCUGUCCACUCCCUUCCCUCCUCGUAUAACACAAGUAAUUUGAUGUUUUAUAAACAUGUGGACACUCUUUGGUUGAUAAAAUUACUAUCUCAGAAAGGGUUUGAAGAAGCCAAGGACUACACUGGAUUGGAGAAUUAUUAUUUUGAUUCCUGAAGACCAGAGAGAUAGUACUUCAUUUUUUUUUUUUUUCUACUCUGUAAAUUGUAAAGCAAUUUUAUUUUGAAACCUUAUGUUUAUGGUUUCAAGAGGUAGUGUUGCAUGAACUUUGUACAGAAGGUGGUAAUUGGUCAUUGCAAGUAUUAAUAGGUCGAUACACAGUUGUCCAAAGGGGGAGACAGCUAAUGCGUCUGUGAUUUCAAUGCUCAUUAUCUUGUCCGUGUCUUACGUAACUUUUGAGUGAAUCUCCUUUGUGAAUAAUGAGUGAAUGAAAUGACAUUAUAUCAACAUGGUCAUAAGUACGACAUGAUUUGAAGCCUUUGGGAACAAGUAGUGGUCCACAGUUGAUGGCCAUUAUUUGAACUGUUUUUAAUAGAUUUUUUUUUUGGUUUUUAGCCCAUGUGCUCACAUAUCAUCUGGUUUUCUUUUGAUCUGAUUAAACUCAUUCAUUGUGAUAUGCUGGCAGUCAUUUUCUUUACGUGGCAUAAACCUUUUCAGUUUUAUAAUUUGUCCAGCUUCUUCACUUUUUCAAAAUUGUAAAACUGUGGAUAUGACCCAGCUUGAAGCUUUCUAAGAGUGGUAUUAUUGCUAUGACUGUCUUUAAUGACUAUAAAUGAAUGAAGAAGAAAUGUUAAUGGAUAAUGUUUAUUGGAAUAUAGUGUUGGAAGUCAUCCAAAUUGCAAUGUUCUUUAUUUCUUGUAAAGUUUUCAUGAAUGUGUGGCACUA
This is a messenger RNA of Aplysia californica (California sea hare), 4024 nucleotides long. RefSeq names its product WAS/WASL-interacting protein family member 1. Lineage: Eukaryota; Metazoa; Mollusca; Gastropoda; Aplysiida; Aplysiidae. The record is from RefSeq and is a predicted model, not a curated record. Bases 217 to 1554 code for a protein of 445 amino acids. Gene Ontology annotation, molecular function: actin binding. The transcript is spliced from 6 exons.